Molecule: messenger RNA, 1404 nt
Organism: Adineta ricciae
Lineage: Eukaryota; Metazoa; Rotifera; Eurotatoria; Adinetida; Adinetidae
Source: the annotation of a GenBank genome assembly
AUGGCGGUAUCUUUCGAAAGCAAUCCUCGUUUUCUCAUCGAUAUUCCUCAUCAGUAUUCUCAACAAAUCAUCGAAUCGAUUCAAGAUUAUGAACAAGAGCAACUUGUCUCUCUCGAACAAGCUUGUCAACCACUUGAAACUCUACUUGGUGCAGAACUUUCACUGUACGUCACUGUUGCCAAAUUGAAUUGUCAACAACCUAAACAUGAACUCUCGCAAGAUGAAGCUGCAUCGGUCUAUUUAUACACAAUGGAAUGGGAUCAACCACAAAAUAGUCUUCAUAUUCUUCUCAAUCAAGCACUUUGCCAUUCGAACGAAAAUCAACUUCACCCGUGGCUGAAAUAUCUCAAAUUAUUAUUCACGGCCCUCUUCAAAGUACCAUAUGGUGAAUGUCAUCGAGUAUGGCGUGGUAUUUCGAAAGAUGUUCGUGAAGAUUAUCGCGAAGGAGAUGAAAUGUCAUGGUGGACAUUGACUUCGGUAACAUCUUCACUCGAUGUUCUUCAAUCACCGAUGUAUUUGGGUCGAGAAAAAAUACAAACGAUAUUCGAAAUUGAAACGAAAUAUGGUAAACCUAUUCGAGAAUAUUCACAUCUGCAAAAUGAUGACGAAAUUCUUCUUUUACCUGGAAUUAACCUAAAAGUGAUCGGAUCAUCGAAACAUUCCGAUGGAUUUCACAUUAUUCAUUUGCGUGAGAUUAACUCGUUCGUUGAUUUACUACUCACUGAAUAUCACAAUCCAAAACUCGAAGAAAUCAUCCAAUCAACCGAAGAACAUGGUACACUAUCCUUAGAUUCGAUGAAUUUGAAUGAUCAAGACAUGGGAAUCAUUGUGAAAUUAGGCGUUCGUGACAAGCGAUGUAUUGUAAUCAGUCUUUGUAACAAUGCAAUCACAUCUGUCGGUGCUUCAAUCUUAUCUCAGAUGUUUACGUACCGUAAUUAUUUCAGGACAUUGAUUCUUGAUGGAAAUCAAAUUUUAGACAAAGGUGUUGAAGCGAUUGCAAAGAACGCAUCAGGUGACAGGAUUGCUGUUCGGGUUCUCAAAUUAAAUUCUGUUGGAAUGACCGAUGUCGGUUGUCAAUAUUUAGCUAAAAUGGUUCGAGUGAAUCAUUCCAUCUACCAUAUCUAUCUGAACGAUAAUCAGAUUGGUAAUCGAGGACUUCGAGUAUUACUUGCGACAAUUGAAUCUUGUGAUGUACCUGAUUUUAUUUCGGCUUUCGGACUGACAGUUUGCUCUUCAACUAAAUUGAGUGAUCAACUCUAUGAAGUUGUUGUUUCUACGCCUGAAGUUCUGGAUAAUCAAACGAUUCGAAUUCUUCUUCCAAAUGAUUAUUUCACCAGUGGUAAUACCCGUCGUUACCCGGUUCUUUAUCUACUACAUGGAGCGACCGGCAGUGCAGCUGAUUAG